Molecule: messenger RNA, 2260 nt
Organism: Salvia splendens (bonfire salvia)
Lineage: Eukaryota; Viridiplantae; Streptophyta; Magnoliopsida; Lamiales; Lamiaceae
Product: GTP 3',8-cyclase, mitochondrial
Exons: 7
Coding region: 940-1971 (343 amino acids)
Biological process (GO): Mo-molybdopterin cofactor biosynthetic process
Molecular function (GO): 4 iron, 4 sulfur cluster binding; cyclic pyranopterin monophosphate synthase activity; metal ion binding
Source: RefSeq, a predicted model, not a curated record
UGCAGUAAGUAACGACAAGCGCAGGCAGAAGCAGUUUUGGCUUUUGAGUGUGCACUAGUCUCAGCUCUCCUCAUUCGUGGCGGUUGUUCGAUGGAUUCGUCGCUCCAUACAAAAAUCAAACUGCCAUAUGUUGAAUUAGGCAUAUGCCUGCCGCCGCCUUCAUUUCCCCUUCUCGUUUGCCUACUUAUUACUUAUUGCAUCUUUUGCUUCACUCCACCUUAUCUGUUUCCUCUCUGUUAGGUGACCCUACGUUUAUAUUCGUCAAUUCUGGUUUCUGAUUCUUACUUUUCCCAAUAAGAACGAUUGUUCAAGCGUUAAUUUUGCUCUCGGCAUGCGCUGCUGCAUAUCCACGAUUGUUAAAUGGCAUUCCAGUUUGAGGAAUUUCUGCUCUUGAAAUUUUGCUUUAUCAGCAUUCAAGGCUACACUAUGAAUCAAAUCGGUGAAGAGAAGUAAUCCAUUUGAACUGGCUGAUUUUGAAUGAUAAGGUGUUCACAUGUUUUACUGUAGCUCUAUCUGAUAUCAAUUCAUCUUUCUGUACGUUGUCAAAUGUCAAUGUAUUAAAGCACCAAGAUCACCUUAAGGUCGAAGAAGGUGGAGUCAAGGAUAUCAUGCUUGCUUUCCACUGACAGCUUAAAAAAGGAGUAUAUAUAUAUAUAUUUUAAAAAUUUCCUGUGAUUUGAAUGCGAAGAGUUUUAUUUGAUUUUCUUUUUCCAUUUUUACUAAUGUUCUAAUGCUAUUAAGUUUACACAUCAUGGCUGGCUGUUUCGGUUGUAGGUUUCUACUUUACUGCAUUUCCAGUAACCAAGUGCUGGACUAUUGUUUUCUACCAGUGAUCAAAUUUUAUUUCAGGCGAACAGUACUAUCAUAUCUCACAUUCCGCAAAAUAGCAGUGAUGGACCAACUUCAACAAGACAAAUUAAUGAUGAAACCAUUUCAAAGAUGUAUCGUGCUUCACGUGAAAAGUUUCCAGUAGAUGAACCUGUUUCCAACAUGCUUGUUGAUUCGUUUGGGAGGAAACAUACUUAUUUGAGAAUCUCAUUAACAGAACGUUGUAAUUUGCGAUGCCAGUACUGUAUGCCUGCUGAAGGUGCAGAGCUAACUGCCAGCCCUCAACUUCUUUCACAGAAUGAGAUUAUUCGCCUAGCAAAUAUAUUUGUCAGUUCAGGUGUCAAUAAAAUUCGUCUGACUGGUGGGGAGCCCACGGUUAGGAAGGACAUUGAUGAUAUUUGCCUACAGCUUUCAAACUUGAAAGGGCUCAAAACACUUGCUAUGACCACUAACGGAAUCACACUAGCGAAGAAACUUCCAAGAUUGAAGGAAUGUGGGCUUAGUCUGCUAAACAUAAGUUUAGACACAUUGGUUCCAGCUAAGUUUGAAUUUAUGACUCGGCGGAAAGGACAUGACAGAGUGUUGAACUCCAUCGAUGCUGCUAUAGAGUUGGGAUAUAGUCCUGUCAAAGUAAACUGUGUUGUAAUGCGCGGUUUCAAUGAUGAUGAAAUAUGUGAUUUUGUUGAAUUGACGCGUGAAAAGCCAAUAAACGUAAGGUUUAUUGAGUUCAUGCCUUUCGAUGGGAAUGUCUGGAAUUCAAAGAAACUAGUACCUUACUCUGAGAUGAUGGAUAUUUUGGUAAGGUCAGGCAAAGAACUCCAGAGAAUUCAGGAUCACCCCACCGAGACAGCCAAGAAUUUCAGGAUUGACGGGCAUCAGGGUACAGUUUCUUUCAUAACAUCAAUGACUGAGCAUUUUUGUUCUGGUUGCAACAGACUGAGACUGUUAGCUGAUGGGAACUUUAAAGUUUGCCUCUUUGGUCCGUCAGAGGUUAGCUUGAGGGACCCCAUGCGCCAUGGUGCUGAUGAUAGUGAACUUGAGGAGAUUAUAGGAGCAGCGAUAAAAAGAAAGAAAGCAGCUCAUGCUGGGAUGUUCGACCUUGCGAAGACUCCAAACAGACCAAUGGUACAUAUUGGCGGCUAGAAAUCAUCAUGACAUGUGCCUUAUUCUGUAUGUUACUUCCAUCAGUCUAACUUGCUCGCUGGAAACUGCAUGGAGAAAUUACAUCUCCCUCGAAGUUCGACCACACGCUGAAGAAAAAGAUGCGUAUACCGUAUACAAGAGAUCUCUGUAGAAAGACAUGGUUAAUUUUGAUAUAAAUUAUUACUACUACCUUAUAGUUACUGUAAAAGGUUCUAUAAAAAUUAUUUUCCUGUUUCAUGUAUUCUGGAUAAUGUAAUUUCCAAUUUUCUAUACGUUUCUUGUAAGGCCA